GAGCUACAGGUACCAACAGCUGCCUGGUAGUCAAAAUCUUAGAAUUUAUACCAGUGAAACCACCGGCGGUGCGGAUCAGUUUUGUCAGGUCUCAAUUACAUCUGACUCUGCAAAAUGGCUGCUGCUGAUGCACCCCUUCCUUCACUCAACUUUCAAUUGGAGCUGUUUCCAGAGACAUCAGGAACAAUUGCGUUGUUUGAAGAUGUGAUGAAUGUAACUGAUCUGAAGGGAAUGUUGAUCAAUAAAGAACUUGAUGCAGUUAUGCUGUCUCCUAAAAUGCUGGUCAGCCCAUUUCAGAUAAUGGUAGCAGUGAAUAAGGCACUCCAUGCACAUGCCACCGGCCAUGCAAAAACCAGGACAGUUAAUUCUGAAAUCAUCUAUAGCCUGUCUCCAUCCACAAAUAUCAGUGAAUCCUUCAAGGUUUUUGCCAUGGGAUCAACUGACACAUCAGUAGUAGUGGUUGUUUUAAAUGAUCCUGAUCAAACCAACCUGAAGUCAAUUGCUGCAAAGAUUGAAGGAGUCUGUGUUCCUCUAUCUCAACUCUCCAUGCAUACAGAUGAAAUCAUGAUCAAGAAGAAAUACUGCAUCAGUAAACCAGAACUAUCCGUAGGAUCCCUAGAAGAUGCUGUCAUCUGCAAAAUGGCAACAAGUGAUGUUUCCUGACCAGUCAGGUGAUUUUCUUGUGGACAAAUAGACUUUCUUACAAGGAAAGCCGAUUUGAAGGACAGUUGUGGAUACAAAGUGCUGUGGCCUGUGGAUGACUUGAUGGAUUCUCUUAUUCUGAUUCUUCAUACAGUGAGAUGUUUUUAAUUAAACAAGGUUGAAUGUUUUACCAAAGCACUUGAGGGUGCCAAGUCUGCGGACUUUGCCUUUAAUCUCGGGCAACAGCUUACAAUACCAUUGCAUUACCAACUCGACCAGUGUACUACUAGUAUUAUGGAAGAGUUCUUGAAUCAUCAAGAGUGUUGUAAGCAUGAUAGAUUGAAGACAUUUGAUGUAUCAAAGUUUCAUGUCUUUCAAACCAUGAUAUUUAUUGAAGACUUAGAAAAGUCUUGUUGAGGAGGUAUCAGGAAGCAGUCUCUGAUAUACAUGUACUGUAUGUUGCUCGUAAUAGCAAUAGGCUUGAUACAUUUAAGUGUAUGUAUGAUUCAGAGAGAAAAAAAGUAGCCAACGGUAUUUAUUAUGUUACAAAAUGUUAGGCUGCAUGCAAGUUUGGUACAAUGAAAUAUGUUCUUAUCCCCAAAGGUCUAAACCAUUGGUGAAUUAACCAGGUAAUUUUCAAAAUGUUCUUUGCAGCAGACAACUAUCCCCCCAUUGGGGGUAGAGUAUUCCUCCUAUAAUUAGGCCAUGGUACUCCAAGUAGUUAUUAUGAAUUCAUGUCCCUGUGGCCACCAAGUUGUUGGUCAAGAGCAGCUGUAUGUAUGGUAAAACUAUAAACCCCCCAAA
This is a messenger RNA of Lytechinus variegatus (green sea urchin), 1446 nucleotides long. It is a transcript of the gene tprkb, whose product is annotated as EKC/KEOPS complex subunit TPRKB-like. Bases 115 to 663 code for a protein of 182 amino acids. Lineage: Eukaryota; Metazoa; Echinodermata; Echinoidea; Temnopleuroida; Toxopneustidae. The record is from RefSeq and is a predicted model, not a curated record. The transcript is spliced from 5 exons. Gene Ontology annotation, cellular component: nucleus; EKC/KEOPS complex; cytosol. Gene Ontology annotation, biological process: tRNA threonylcarbamoyladenosine modification; telomere maintenance via recombination.